GGCGUGUUUACACCUGCAGUCAGGACACACAGCCCCAACCCUGACUGUGCAGCCGACAGGGAAGCGUGUUCUCUAAACUGAGAUAAGAACCAGCCUUGUCGUGAGAGGUUAUUGUUUAGCGGACGGUCACCGGGAGUUGCUCCAGGCAGCCUCUGCCCGUCUGUCCUGCAGGAGGAAAGCUCGAUCCUCAGCCACAGGCUCCAGGAGGCCAGCCCUCUUGCUGUCCACCAUGGAUGAGACAGAUGUGGAACAGGUGAGCCUGGCGCUGCUAGAUGCAGCCAAUGAUAAAGACCCAGAGGUCCAGGAGCAGGUCAGAAAGUCUAUGUUAACCCUGGGAAAACAGAAGCCAGACCGAGUGUUAGCCAUGUGCCAGGACUACCUUCUGAAACACCCAAAGCUGGUUGUGAGCCACAGAGUUGUGAUUCUUCAGACAAUUGAGCUGAUUGCCGGCUGCAGGAUAGAGGAGAUCAGUUCCCCCAGGAUAAAAAGCAUCAUCUCACUGGCCUCAGAUGAGAUGACACGAUCAAAGGAGGUCAUCCCUGACUGGCAGCAGGCAGCCAGUAAUAUCUUGGUCGCUGUGGGUAACAAGUACAUCAAUGACAUUAUGGAGGAGAUACUAAGCAAGUUUCAGCCAGGGGUCCUACCUCACUUCUUUGUGGUCCAAACACUGGCCAACCUCUCUGAUUCCAAUGUUUAUGGCAUGGUACCCUUCCUGAAUGCUAUUCUGGGCACCAUGUUGCCCAUGCUGAGCAUGGCCAAACAGGACAACAUGAAGUGGGUCUUUUCCUCUGCCCUGUGUCAUUUCAGUGACAGUAUCUUGGAGUACCUGGCCAACCUGGACAAGGCUCCGGACCCCACAGUCAGGAAAGACACAUUCUCCAGUGAAAUCUGUGCUGCUUUUGACAUCCUCUUCAAUAACUGGCUACAAAGCAGGGAGUCUAAAUUGAGGUUGACAGUGGCCGAGGCAUUGGGCUCUAUGUGCCAUCUGAUGGCCAGUGACAAACUGGAGGAGCAAAUUCCCAGACUCAUUCCUGCCAUCUUGUCCCUGUACAAGAAAAACAAUGAGCACUACAUCAUUAGCAAGAGUCUCUGCCAAGUGCUCGAUGCUUCUGUCAACAUGGGCAGCAGGGUGCUGGAGACACAGCUCGACGCUCUGCUCUUUGCACUGCAUCAACAGGUGUCUGCCCCUGUUGAUUACAGUAACCCUCCUACAAUCAAGAACCACAACGAGGCCCUGCGCUGCUUCAGUUUACUAGCUAACUCCUUCCCAGACCGGCUGGUCAUGUUUGUACUUCAGAAGUUGGAGAACAGUAAUGAGCGGAGCAGGAUGGGCUCCCUCGCUGUCCUUCGCCACCUCAUCAACUCCACCACUUCUACAAUGGAGACUAAGAAGCUGCUCAUUCUGGCCAGCAUCAGACAACCAAUGGCUGAUCACAGUAACAAGGUGAAGAAGCGUGUGAUCCAGGUGAUCAGUGCGAUGGCUCAUCAUGGUUAUCUGGAGUUAGAGGGAGGAGAGUUACUGGUUCGAUUCAUAGUUCAACACUGUGCCUUACCUGACUCGUACCAGCGUGAAGACAGGCCCAUAGAUCCAGAGGAGGUGACAAAUGAGGCACUUAGGACGAUGUGUGACAGCACCCUUCAUCUCCUGACGACCACUGUUGGACGACUAGCUGAUGUGCUAUGGCCCAAGCUGCUCUACUAUCUGACCCCGCCACAGUACAGCAACGCCACCACUCCUCUGUGUAAGAGUCUGAUAGUGCUGGGCAACAAGAAGAAAAAUAACCAGGAGCCCAGCUUUAACAUAGACUUUACACAGGAAGUCAAUCUGCCCUCUCCUCAAACACUAAUGAUCAGACUGCUGGUGAAUGCAGCAUUCCCAUUCAGUAGCAGAGGCCAUGGAGCUCCGUCCCUCUCUCUCCUUCAAAUCCUCAGCAUCAACAUUCACCCCAAUACAGAGAUUCUGUGGGAGAAAGAGAUACCUCCUCUGCUGUCUAUACUAGAGGAGUCAACAGCACAGACCCUGGAUAAGAACCACUGGAAUGAGAAGCUGCUGAAGCUCUUGUCUAAAACCCUGGCUACUAUUGAUGACGACAAGUGGGUGUGUCAGCUGGCAGCCGAGGCAACGAGAUAUCUCUCCACAUAUAACAACGCCUUAGAGGAGAAGAGUUUCCUGUACCGGUGUAUAGGAGUGACUCUCCAACAGUGUUUCAAUAAGGAGGUUGUUAAAAAACAGCUACAGGAAAUCCUCCUCACAGCACGACACAAUGACGCUGUCGAAAGAGAGGGAGUUGCAAUGGGCAUCGGUUUGUGUGCUAACAGCCACCUAGAGGGAACUCUGGCUAAACUGGAUGAGUUUGGCAAAUCAGACGCCUUCAAGAAGUCACCAAGCAUUUUCAACCUGCUCAAAGAGCGUAAUGAUGUUGAGGUGGAGAAGGUGAAGAGCACAUUAAUCCUGUGUUAUGGUCAAGUGGCUCUGAAUGCACCUCCAGAAAAGAUACUGAACCGCAUUGAUCAAGACAUCCUUCGCUGCAUCAGUAAACACUUCAAUACCAAGGUUCUGGGGAUAAAAGUAGAGACAAAGGACCUGACUAUGAAACUGAGUUUGAUCCAGAGUGUUGGCCUCAUAGCCAAAGCCAUCAGUGAGUGUGUGAAGAAACAAGGCUACAUCUUCUCUCGCAAACAGGAACUCAUUACUGUUAUGCUGGAUUUUGUCAAGGCGGAGCCAGCUGAUUCACUGAGGACUCAAGUUCGCCACCUUGUGAUGACCACUUGCGCCAACCUCAUGCCUCUGGACCCUGCACUGAGUGAGAAUGAGAGCUUUGACUUAUUAAAGGUGUGUGUGAACGGCGUGUUUUCUCUGCCACCUGAGACACACACUCCAGAGAAAACUAAAGAAGAGGAGAUACUGGACCCCAAGCAGAGAAAGGCAUUGUACAAAGACACACUGGCUGCACUGCAGGAGCUGCUGAACAGUGUGCUGGCCAGGGAUCCCACACCUGAUGGUCUGCAGAGUGUCUUCAAGCACAUCGAAUCAUGGUUGAGCUCCGGACAGGACCACGAGAGAGAGAGAGCUGUCACAGCUACUGCUCACAUACUGGCUUACUACCUGGAUAACCUGACUGUUAAGAACAUGGUAUCCUUCCAUAACCUUGGAGCUCUGCUGGGUCGACUGUCUCCACGCUGUUCUGACCCUCACCCCGCUGUUCGUGCUGCUGCUGUUGACUGUAUAUACACACUGCUUUAUAUACAGCUACGAUAUGAAGGUUUCUCUCUAGAUUACAAGGAUGAAGCUGUGGACAGUCUGUUGCCCCUUAAAGACAGACUAGAAAACCCAGACCACUCCGUUCUCUACAAGACCUGCUCUGACCUCACCAAGGUGAUGAGUAAACGUCUGCCUCAGCAGCAGCUGACAACGUUGGUGUUCAUGUUAUUUGAAGGCCUGGUCGACAGUCAGGCAAACUGUUGCAGAGCUUCAUCGGUCAUCCUGAACACCCUGCUGAAGAACAGAGGAGGAGGACUGCAAGAGCUGGUACCAGAGAUUCUGGAGGUGCUCCAUGUGCGUCUGCAGAGCAUCACGGAGGAGCAGGUGAGAGUGGCAGUAGGACAGACAGUACUAAUCCUGGCUUCUCAGCAUCUGCAGACUGUUAUUAACACACUAGUUAACCAACCACUUCCAUAUGACAGCUGGACCAGUGAGAUGUGGAUGGCCUUGGGAUCAGAUCCCAUUGUAGCCAGUCAGAUCAUAGAGAUGGUGAUGGAGAAGCUUGUCGUCAUGGCACCAUACGUAGACAAGAAGGAGUCCAUGAUAAGAGGAGGGACAUCAAAGGUGGCCACAAAUCAGCCACUGGCUAUGACAUGUGGUCUCAAAGAGCUGUUAUUAAAUGGCCAGAGUCAGGAGCCGGCAGUCAGUCAGUUCCCUCAGCUCUUCUCCUGUCUCACUGUCAGACUAGGAGCCAGUGUUGGAGUCUCAGCAAUGAGGGACAGCAACACCAAACAAUCUGCCUCCGUCCACGUAGCAGGGGUAGCAGCUGAUGCACUGAGAAUCCUGUUAGCUCGAGCCCAGUUAGAUGAAGUAAUGAAAAGACUGGAUGAGGAUAAUGCCUGGGACGCAAUGAGGGAACCAAAUACACACAUUACUGGAGUUACACUACUAGCAAGGGCAAUGGCUAAACAUGCUGGUCCCAGGUUGCCUGCCAUUGUGGAGCGUCUGUGUCCCUCCCUGAACAACAUCUAUGAAUGCCAGAGAAUCACCGUCACCGCUUUCUUCUCCGAGCUGUUAAACCAUCACGUGGUGACGGAGUUGAUGCUGAUAGACGUGUUAAUGAACAACAUGAUGGAGAGGAUAUCAGAUCCCUGUUGUACCGUCCGCAUGUUGGCUGUGCGGGGGCUCGGCAAUAUAGCUGUGGGAUCACCUGAAAAAGUGAAUAAAUAUGCCAAAGAGCUGCUGGCAGCCAUGAGUUCAGGCAUGGAAGAGAAAGACGAUCCAGGUAAGCUGAUUACUCUUGAGGCCAUGUCAGGUCUGUCCAAAGUUCUCCUCCACCUGGACAAGAAGAAUGUCCACUUACUGGUGGUUUAUAUCUUCAUGAAGAUUAAACCGUUCUUGGAAAGUGAGAAUGAUGAGAUCCGCUGUGCUUCCAUCCAUCUCAUGGGGAACCUGUCCAAGUUUGGCUCAGGAGAGCCAGUGUUCAAAGACCAGAUCCACAAUGUUCUGGUCAGCCUGCUCUUACACCUGGUUGACCCGAACCCACAUGUGGUCAAGGCGUGUAAGUAUGCGAUGCGUGUGUGCGCUCCUGUGGUGGGAUCAGAGCAGAUCACAACCAUGUUUCAGAACCACCUCCACGAGGACAAGAGCUUGCACUACGGAGAAUUCAUCAAUGACCUUACCAAGUACCUGAUCCAGGACUUUCCAGGCAUGCUGAACUUCUACCACAUAUCAGUCAUCCAGUUCUUCAAGAGCAACUGGCCUGAGGUCAGAGCAGGAGCUGCCAUGUUUAUAGGGUUUCUGCUGGGGAAUCUUCCAGAGGAGCAUUUCUCCCAUCUCAACAUGGGCACCAUCACUAAAGGUUUAGUGAUGCUGCUCCAAGAUCCAGAUUCAGUGGUGAGAAUGAAGGCUGCUGAGGCCAUGGGACACUUCCACUGACACAACACACACAGACCUAUGUACAAAUAUCAGUGUUUCCUUUAGUCACAAGUGGUAGGCCACCUCUACACAAAAAAAUACAUUACAAAAUAAAGUAUUUUAUUUUUAUGAUUGGGACCUGUGGACAAAAACACACAGGUUCCACCAUUUACAUGUGCAGUGAUUAUAAAAUGAUCCAAAUAACACAACUGUAACAUUCAUUUAAACCAAAACAGGGACCAAAGCAGGAACAAGGUCGGUCAUUUACCAAUGUAACGAAAUCAUACAAAUGAACACUGAUAAUACACAUUCAUACGCACACAUGCAAAUCUAUUUAUCCGUUAGCAGCUUUGAUUAGCUUCUUUUGACACUUGAUUAUGGUACUUGAAAGGACGUGUUAAUUCUUAGCUGUAUCUUAGUGACCAAAGACUGUGUUGCUCUUUACAGACUGGCGUCUCGUCUGUAGCAGUUAGUGUUCAGUCAGGUUGACAACACCAGAGAUAUUCUGUGUUCCGUUAAUGACAUAUAUCGUGCUUGAACAAGUUUCUAAUGCGUAGGUUAAAAAACACGUUUGAACUUGAGUGAUACAUUUUUUUGAAUAAGUAUUGUUUCUUCACAUAUUCAUUCAUAUUAUGCGCAAAUCAGCAACAGUAAUGCACAUUUAAAGUACAUGACAGAAAUAAUUUCACAUGACUCUGCCUGGUAGCUAAAGUGUGUGUGUGUGUCUGUGUGUGCUUGUGUGUGUAGUUCAUACCAGAAAUUUGUGAUAGUUUUAGUGGAUGGAUGUUAGUUAGUAGUUUAGUUUCAGGCGAUCUCUGUUUGAGUGAGCCUGGUAGUUAGUCUUCAGUUGGCUCGGAGCUUUAUCCCUGCCCUCCCCGAAGAUACAGUUAAACAUUUUAUACCAGUAAAGACGUGUGGUACCAUGGGUAAGUCUUUAAAAAAAAUUAUGUUAAGUCUACAAUAAAAAAAUAACAGCUAAGAUGUGAGUCGCACAAGAACUACAGCUGGACUUAAAAAUGUUCUGUGGUUUCUACUUGUGGGUGGAGGAUUUGGAGAAUGAAAAGAAAACAGGAUGUCUCCGUUCUCAGUGCCGUGUUCGGUAGUCCACAUCAUCUUGUCAGCUUUGCCAAAUCAGCCAAAUUAGCCAGCAAUUACCAGGUAGUGACUAUUUGUACAACCAGUCUCCAACAGCAAGACUGAUACUUGAUACAUGAUAACUGGCUGGUUCAGACCAGACUAAAGGAAGUCAUCCAUGACUUCAUCAUAGCUCACCACCAUUUCUGAGCCAUAAUGAAGCUGUUUGUAAAUCACUGCCACCACCACAACUGAAUGGCCACAACAUGAUCAUCUCUGUAGGACACUUAACUCAGGUCCUUUGAUCAUAGUCUGUUUAAUCUGCGCACACUUUAUGAUUCAGUUUCCCAUUACGGGCCACAAGAGUGGUCCAGCCAUUCUCCGUAUGAACAUUAAUUAUCACAAGAACAUUGCCAGAGCUUCUGUGGUGUUCAGAGAUCAUUAGCCAAGUGACAGUACACAGUUAGUCACUUUAAUACAGCAACUUUUUUUCCCCCUUUAUUCACCCGUUACAAUGACAUCAACUCAUGAACCAACCAGCUCCAGCCAGUCAGACCAGUACUUACCAGUAAGUAGAGAACAGACCAGUGUAGCCAUUCUGAAAACAGUCUGUUGAUUACAUAUAUUAAAUUAGCACUAUAGAGACAUUGUUAAUGAUUUCCUUUCUCAUUUUGAAUGCACUUAAUGUUAAGUAUCUGACAUUAUCCCAUUGAACAGCCAGGUUUGUACAAUUUUAGGGUACAGCUGUGGAUUUGCAGGCCUCUUAAUGUCAUGUAAAUAUAUGUGUGUGUGUGUGUGUGUGUGUGUGUGUGUGUGUGUGUGUGUGUGUGUGUUGUAAUGUUUAAGGAUGUGUGUACAUGUAACUUGUAAACUAUGUCUCCAGAUGAAUUCACUCAGUGGCCAAUAGGGAGGGAUGCAAAUUGAUCCACUAUGUUUCCCAAUUUGAAUUCAUUUGGUGACAAAAAAACAUAAGUCCAUUAGAGAAUGGGGUGAAAGCAAUACAUUUUUGUAUUUGUAAUACGUUUGUCUUAUGUAUGAAUAUGUAUUAAUGUGUGUAUGUCUACCUUCAAUAUUUCUGUUGCACUUUCAAGCUCUGCCAUGUAGUCUCUGAUGUAAGACCUGACAGGCAAACUUCAGCUAAUUUCCUUCACAAGUCCCUGGUUACAACUCAUAUGGAGAACAUUUUUAUGUUUUCUGCUGAUUUUCAGCAGCUGAUUUUUUUUGGUCAUUUCAAAUGUAACCGGAAAGCAGAUUUUUUUUUAACCUAAUGUGUUAAGUUCUUUGUAAACAAAAGCUAUUAAACCUCACAUUUACUUUGUAAAUGUAAUCAAUUGCUUAGAUGUUCUACAAACAGGGACUCAUGGCUUCCAGCACUUUCUAACACUAUGGCUUGGUUUAGGGUGAGUGUUUAACUGGAAUUAGCAGUGUUCUCAGUUAUAAACUUUAUACAACUGAUGUGAUUUUUUUCGUGUCAUUUCCAGUUUUUUAACAUGUUGAAUGUUGUUAAUGUAUGUCCUCUGUAUGCGUGACACAUGGAGGUACGGCUGUUUCCAAUGGUUCAUGUUUGAAUGUGUGCAUGUCACUUUUCAUAUGUUACUGGACCAGAACAGAGUGGAUGAUGGCAGUCAGUGUAUUUAAAAUGAAGAAAUAAACGGAUCCAUUAAAACAUAA
This is a messenger RNA of Toxotes jaculatrix (banded archerfish), 7864 nucleotides long. RefSeq names its product maestro heat-like repeat family member 1 (gene mroh1). The record is from RefSeq and is a predicted model, not a curated record. The coding region runs from base 230 to 5140 and encodes 1636 amino acids. Gene Ontology annotation, cellular component: cytoplasm. NCBI's taxonomy places the organism in Eukaryota, Metazoa, Chordata, Actinopteri, Toxotidae. The transcript has 45 exons.